Zasmidium cellare ATCC 36951 is the source of this 1554-nucleotide messenger RNA. RefSeq lists its product as uncharacterized. Gene Ontology annotation, biological process: transmembrane transport. Gene Ontology annotation, cellular component: membrane. The transcript has 6 exons. The record is from RefSeq and is a predicted model, not a curated record. Lineage: Eukaryota; Fungi; Ascomycota; Dothideomycetes; Mycosphaerellales; Mycosphaerellaceae. Gene Ontology annotation, molecular function: transmembrane transporter activity. Bases 1 to 1554 code for a protein of 517 amino acids.
AUGGCGCAGGAGGAGACCAAGGCGAUGGACGCGGCGGAGAUUGAGCGUGUUAUGACUCCUGACGAUGAUUUGAAAAAGGAUAAGCAGGACUAUGGCCGUAUCGACGCGGAAGUCGCCAAAUACACCGAAGGCCACGCCAUCACCAUCUCCGACGCCGAAAACAGCCGCCUCAAAAAACUCAUCGACAAGCGCGUCCUCACCAUCAUGGUCUUCACCUACUUCCUGCAAGCGCUCGACAAGGGCACCCUCUCCUUCACCUCCAUCAUGAACCUGCCUCAGGACCUCCACCUCGUCGGCCAGCAGUACUCCUGGCUCACGACGUGCAUCUACAUCGCCAUCUUGAUCGUCGAGUACCCGAUCAAUUGGCUGGUGCAGAGGCUGCCGAUUGCCAAGUUUUUGGGCGGGUGUAUUAUUAUUUGGGGCGGUAUCCUUGCGUUGCAUGCGGCGGCGAGUAAUUUUGCGGGGAUUUGUGCGUUGAGGACUUUGCUUGGUAUCUUUGAGGCGGUGUGCCAGCCGACGUUCCUGAUCAUGUCUUCGAUGUGGUACAAAAGAGAGGAGCAAGUCCUCAUCGUCUCCUUCUGGUACUGCAUGAACGGCGCCCAACAAAUCGUCGGCGGCCUCCUCGCCUACGCCUUCAGCCUGAUCCCGCGCAACGGCGUCCUGCACUCCUGGCAAGCAAUCUUCAUCGCCUACGGCUGCUUCAGCGUCCUCUGGGGCAUCUUCGUCAUCUGGUGGCUGCCCGACUCCCCCAUGCGCGCGAAGUGCUUCUCCGAGGACGACAAGCGCUUGAUGGUGGAGCGGGUCCGGACGAAUCAGACUGGACUGCAGAACAAACGCUUCAGGCCGGAGCAUUUGAAGGAGGCGCUGAUGGAUACGCAGUGUUGGUGUUAUUGUCUCAUUCAGAUUUGCACGACGCUGCCGACGGGUGGUCUGGGGGCUUUUGCCAAUAUCAUCAUUAAGGGGUUUGGGUUCACGACGCUUGAGGUGCAGCUUCUGGCUAUGGUGCUCGGAGCUUUCAUCAUUAUUGUCCUCUUCUCUUCGGCAUGGUUGGUCAAAAAGACGAAGCAGAACAUCAUCGUCAUGGCGGCGUUUUGCAUUCCCUCCUUCGCCGGCACCAUCGUCCUCAUGGCCGUCCCCAACACCAGCAAAGCCACCGAAGCCGGCCUCCUCUUCUCCUACUACAUCUGCCUCUCCUUCUGGGCCGCCCAAAACCUCGGCAUGUCGCUCCUGUCCCGCAACGUCGCAGGCCAGACGAAAAAAUCCGUCGCUGUCGCCAUGAACUUCAUCGCCUGGGCCGCGGGCAACGCCGUCGGGCCCCAGGUGUUCCUGAGCUACGACUCCCCGCGGUACUUUAUUGCGUUCGCGACGCAUUUGGGGUGUUAUACGUUGUUGAUUGUGAAUUUGGUCGUGUUGAGGACGACGUUGUCCAGGCGGAAUAAGAAGCGGGAUGAGGCUGCUGCCGCCGGCGUGCAGGAGGCGAGGGAUGAGCGGAUGGUGCAUGCUUUUGAGGAUUUGACGGAUAAGGAGAAUCCCAACUUCCGAUAUAUGUACUGA